This is a messenger RNA of Hibiscus syriacus, 2102 nucleotides long. RefSeq lists its product as uncharacterized. The coding region runs from base 501 to 1913 and encodes 470 amino acids. The record is from RefSeq and is a predicted model, not a curated record. NCBI's taxonomy places the organism in Eukaryota, Viridiplantae, Streptophyta, Magnoliopsida, Malvales, Malvaceae. The transcript is spliced from 7 exons.
UACACCUUAUCUUCGCCUUCAACUUUUUGUGACCCCCCUUUCUCUCUCAAAACACAUCAAAUUUAGAACCCUAAUUUGACAUUCUUUUUCCCCCUUAUUUGGAGCUCAAAAGAUACAGUUUUUAUAGUUUUCUUUUCGAAAAAAAAUGUGAUUCAAGCCUGAAUAGUUGUUCCACUGCCUUCUUCUUAAUAUUUUUAAAAGCUUUUACCUUGAAAUUUCAGCUUUACUGAAGCUGAAUUUGUUUGUUUCUUAAAAUCUAUUUUAAUCAGCUGGGUUGAUAUCAAAGUUUAAUUUUCGUAUGAAACCUUGACUUUUCCAUUGAAAAGUUGGGAAAAUAAACACGUUUAAGGCACGCAUUUGUUUGAGCUCAAAACUGAAAAUUGUCAAUAUUUAUCGACUUUGAAUGUUUUAAGCUUUUGGGUUAAUUUCUUAUCCAUUGGUUAGCUACUCAAAAGAACCCAAUUUUUAGUUUUUGUUUUCUUAUUUAGAUUGGCUACUUCAUGUCAGUAGAAAGGUCAUUUGAAGCCUGGGAAGAGGUCCAACGCCAGGGCCAGGACCUUGCCGAUCGGCUAGCUCAAGGCUUUACUGGCUUAAUCCAUUCCCACAUGAACCCACCUUCAUUCCCAUGGCCAAACCCUCCAAAGUCCAUGCUUUUCGACCUCGAGUUCGCUUCCCAAUCCUUUGUCAAAAAGGAUUUUGGCCUUCCCAUUGACAAGUCAGCCAUUUUUGACAUCGGUGGGAUUGGGAACACGAUUGGCCGAGUCGGGGCGGAUUUCAGUGCCGGCUUAAAUGGAUUAGUGCAGCAGUUCUUCAGGAGUUUGCCCAUCCCCUUUCGUGCUGAGGAGAGUGCAGUUUUGCCUGUUAGAGGUGAUAUGAUUUUAAACCGGCAGAAGGCUGAGGUGGGUGGCAAUGAUAUGGAGGGUUGGGUGGGUUUUCCAGAUCGAUCAAAGUAUUUAGAGUUCGUUGAAAACGAGAAUGGUUCGGAGGGACUGGAGGAUGAAGAAGUUUCAGGGUUUAAUUUGAAGUCUUCUGGAUUACUUAGGAGAAGUCAGCAGGGGCUCAUAAAUAUUACCUCAACAUAUGAGAGUAGAACACGAGAUUUACAAAGUAAUUUGGUUGCAAGGGGAGACCUAUGGAGAGUAGAGGCAUCAAAUGGCAGCUCUACAUCAGGGAGUGACAACUCUUUGUUUCUUCUUCAGCUUGGACCAGUACUCUUCGUUAGGGACACAACACUUCUUUUACCAGUCCAUCUAUCAAAGCAACAUUUGCUUUGGUACGGCUAUGAUAGGAAGAAUGGAAUGCAUUCUCUUUGUCCAGCAAUAUGGUCAAAGCAUAGGAGGUGGCUAUUAAUGUCAAUGCUCUGCCUUAAGCCUUUAGCUUGUUCAUUUGUAGAUUUGCAAUUUCCAAAUGGACAAUUGACGUAUAUAUCUGGUGAGGGGCUGACAACAAGUGCUUUCCUACCUCUUUGUGGGGGACUUCUUCAGGCACAGGGCCAAUAUCCAGGAGAAAUGAGAUAUAGCUUCUCCUGCAAGAAUAAGUGGGGAACUCGUAUCACACCAAUGGUCCAAUGGCCAGACAAAUCAUUUACCCUUGGUCUUUCACAAGCCUUGGCUUGGAGGCAAUCGGGGCUCAUGAUGAGGCCAUCCAUUCAAUUUAGCUUGUUUCCAACAUUUGGUGGAAGUAAUCCGGGGUUGCAAACCGAAGUUAUACACACGGUGAAGGAGGAUAUCAAUCUGAUUUGUGGUUGUGCUCUGGCGGCACAUCCUUCUGCAUUUGCAUCAAUAUCAUUUGGACGCUCUAAGUGGAACGGAAAUGUCGGAAAGUCAGGGAUAGUAGUGAGAGUCGACACACCUCUAUCCAAUGUUGGCCGCCCAUCUUUUUCUGUUCAGAUAAACAACGUCAUCGAGUUCUGAUCGUUUGACAUCCAAAGCCUUCGGUUGAAGUGUAUAUAGAGCUGCAUUGCACAUAAAUUAAAUGACACCACAUGUGAAUAUCAGAAUGCUACCUGUGGUAACUAUAUUAAUCUCUGAUCCAACUUUGGAUAUACAUCUGAUGGUUUUUAUGAGAUUAUCGGGUCAAAAAUUUUGGUUAAUGCUUCUGUU